CAAGCUCCCAGCCCUGGUCCGGGGACCCGCUCUGCUCUCUGCAACCCCCAGCUCCCCGCCCGGACACUUAGGCUCGCUCACGCCCUUCUCUGGAGCACCCAGCUGCUUGCUGGUCACAGCUGCCCGUCACUGCCCACCACCGCCCCUGUCCCAGGCACCCGGGCAGACACUCACCCCACCCCACCCGGUGCCCCCCUGCCAGCAAGGUGGCUGCCCCCUGUGUCCCUCCGUCCAAUCAUGAACUGGUGCCCAUCCGCACGGAGAACGCACCCAAGAAUGUAGUGGACACGGGAGAAGGAGCCUUCGGGGCUGGACGGUCACGGAAAAGCCUGGAGGAAGAGGGCUCCACGAAAGUCACCCCGAACAUCCAGCCCCAUCCCCAGCCCACCAGAAACAUGAGUGUGAGCCGGGCCUCUGAGGACAGCUGUGAGCUGGACCUGGUGUAUGUCACCGAGCGGAUCAUCGCCGUGUCCUUCCCCAGCACCACCAACGAGGAGAACUUCCGGAGCAACCUCCGUGAGGUGGCGCAGAUGCUCAAGUCCAAACAUGGAGGCAACUAUCUGCUUUUCAACCUCUCCGAGCGCAGAGCUGAUGUCACGAAGCUGCACGCCAAGGUCCUGGAGUUUGGCUGGCCCGACCUCCACACCCCAGCCCUGGAGAAGAUCUGCAGCGUCUGCAAGGCCAUGGACACCUGGCUCAAUGCUGACCCCCACAACGUCGUGGUCCUGCACAACAAGGGAAACCGAGGCAGGAUCGGUGUCGUCAUUGCCGCCUACAUGCACUACAGCAACAUUUCAGCCAGCGCCGACCAGGCCCUGGACCGAUUCGCCAUGAAGCGCUUCUAUGAAGAUAAGAUUGUGCCCAUCGGCCAGCCAUCCCAGAGGAGGUACGUGCAUUACUUCAGCGGUUUGCUCUCUGGCUCCAUCAAAAUGAACAACAAGCCCUUGUUCCUACACCACGUCAUCAUGCACGGCAUCCCCAACUUCGAGUCUAAAGGAGGUUGCCGGCCCUUUCUCCGCAUCUACCAGGCCAUGCAACCUGUUUACACGUCUGGCAUCUACAACGUCCAGGGGGACAGCCAGACCAGCAUCUGCAUCACCAUCGAGCCCGGGCUGCUCCUGAAGGGUGACAUCCUGCUCAAGUGCUACCACAAGAAGUUCCGGAGCCCCACUCGAGACGUCAUCUUCCGCGUGCAGUUCCACACCUGCGCCAUCCAUGACCUGGCUGUCGUCUUCGGGAAGGAAGACCUUGACGAUGCUUUCAAAGAUGAUCGAUUUCCAGAAUAUGGCAAAGUGGAGUUUGUAUUUUCUUAUGGACCAGAGAAAAUUCAAGGCAUGGAGCACCUGGAGAAUGGCCCGAGUGUGUCCGUGGACUAUAACACCUCCGACCCACUCAUCCGCUGGGAUUCCUAUGACAACUUCAGUGCGCAUCGUGACGAGGGCAUGGAGGAGGUGGUGGGACACACCCAAGGGCCGCUGGAUGGGAGCCUGUAUGCUAAGGUGAAGAAGAAGGACUCACUGCCAGGCAGCAUCGGGGCUGGCGGUGCCCCUCGGCCCGCCCUAUCGGCCACCCCCAACCACGUGGAACAUACCCUCUCGGUGAGCAGUGACUCGGGCAACUCCACAGCCUCCACCAAGACCGAUAAGACCGAUGAGCCGGGGCCCGCGCCCGCGGGAGCGCCUGUGUCCCUGAGCCCUGAGGAGAAGCGCGAGCUGGACCGGCUUCUCAGUGGCUUCGGCUUGGAGCGGGACAAGCAGGGUGCCAUGUACCAGGCCCCGCAACACCACCUCCUCCACGCCCGCCCCGCGGGGAGCCCAGCCUCGCCCGCCGGCCGCCACGUGGUCCCAGCCCAGGUCCAUGUCAAUGGUGGGGCCCUGGCCACCACCGAGCGGGAGACGGACAUCCUUGACGACGAGCUGCCCCACCAGGAUGGGCACAGCGCGGGAAGCUUGGGCACGCUGUCCUCCCUGGACGGGGUGGCCACCAUCAGCGAGAGUGGCUACCCAGAGGCCACCCUGUCCCCACUCACCAACGGCCUGGACAAGCACUACCCCGGAGAAGCCAUGGUCAACGGCGGGGGCUACCCCUAUGAGUCAGCCGGCCGGGCCCUGCCCACCCACCUGGCCCCCGUGAGGCCCUCCUACUCAGCACAGGAGGGCUUAGCCGGGGGCUACCAGUGGGAGGGGGCCCACCGCCCCGCCUGGCCACAGCCAGGGGCCACCCCCCACUAUGGCCAGGACUCCAGUGGUAUGUUCCGGUCUCAGUCCUUCCCGGAAACGGAGCCCCAGCUGCCGCCAGCCCCCACGCGUGGGGGGAGCAGCCGGGAGGCCGUGCAAAGGGGCCUGAAUUCCUGGCAGCAGCAGCAACAGCAGCAACCACGCCCGCCCCCUCGCCAGCAGGACAGAGCCCACCCGGAAAGGGUCGGGUCCAGCCCCCAGCCCUCGGCAGAGACACCCGCCGUCUCGGGCCUCCCCGAGUUCCCCAGGGCAGCCUCGCGGCAGGAGAUUGAACAGUCCAUCGAGACCCUCAACAUGCUGAUGCUGGACCUGGAGCCCACCACCUCGGCCGCCGCACCCCUGCACAAGUCCCAGAGUCUCCCGGGGGCCUGGCCCGGGGCGUCCUCCCUGUCCUCCUCGGCGCUCUCCGGCUCUUCCCAUCCGCUGACCCAGUCCAGGUCGGGCUACAUCCCCACCGGCCGUUCCCUGGGGAGCUCAGAGCCGGCCGGCCGGGCCUUUCUGGAGUCCACCCCGCUGGGCAGGCCUUACUCACCCUACGACUACCAGCUGGCGUCUGCGGGCCCCGGCCAGAGUUUCCAUCCGAAGGGGCCGUCGUCUCCGGCAGCAGCGGUGGCCUACUUCCCCGCUGCCCAGGGCCCCCCUGGGCCGCAGCAGCCCCCCACUUCUCUCCCUGGCCUCAGCGCUCAGCCUCAGCUCCCACCCAAGGAGACGCCCGCAGACCCCUCGCGGACCCCAGAGGAGGAGCCGCUGAAUCUGGAGGGGCUGGUGGCACACCGGGUAGCAGGGGUGCAGGCACGGGAGAAGCAGCCGACAGAACCUCCGGGGCCUCUCCGGAGGCGGGCGGCCAGCGAUGGACAGUACGAGAACCAGUCUCCGGAGCCCGCGUCCCCUCGGAGUCCCGGGGUACGCUCCCCUGUCCAGUGCGUCUCCCCUGAGCUGGCGCUCACCAUCGCCCUCAAUCCUGGAGGGCGACCCAAGGAGCCCCACCUGCACAGCUACAAGGAGGCCUUCGAGGAGAUAGAUGGAGCUUCCCCAGCCAGCCCUCCGCCUGCUGGAGUGCGCUCCCCUCCAGGUCUGGCCAAGACACCCCUGUCUGCUCUGGGUCUGAAGCCCCACAACCCCGCAGACAUCCUGCUGCACCCCACAGGUGAGGAGGAUGAGGGCAAGGUGGCGAUGGAGUUUACAGAAGAGCCUCGGAGCUACGUGGAGUCGGUGGUGCGAACGGCGGUGGCCGCGCCCCGGGCACAGGACGCCGAGCCCCAGAGCUUCAGUGCCCCUGCCAGCCAGGAGGCGCGGCUGAGGAACGGGGGCCUGGGGGGACCCUUUGUCUCGCCCAGCCCCCUCUCCACCAGCAGCCCGAUCCUCAGCACUGACAGCACUUCGGUGAGGAGUUUCCCAUCAGGGGACAGCAGUGAGCAGGGGUCCCGGACGCCCACCCAACCCUCGCUGGAUCCCGGCUUCCGUGCCUGCAGUGUGGGCCAGCCCAACGCGUCACCUCAAAGAAGUUACCAGAGCUCGUCCCCACUGCCCACGGUGGCCGGCGGCAGUGGCGGCUACAGCGGCCCCGACUACACCCUCCAACAGUUCAGCUCCCCGGAGAGCCAGCCCCGGCCUCAGUUCGGCGCGGCUGGUGUCCACGCAGUGCCUGGGAGCCCCCAGACCCGCCACCGGACAGUGGGCACCAACACCCCACCGAGUCCCGGCUUCGGCCGGCGAGCCGUCAACCCUGGGAGCCCUGGCAUGAGCCACCGCCAGGCCCUGGGCCCAGGGAGCGGCUUCCAUGCUGCCGCGGCCCCCAGCCCCCAGGGCAGCGCCACCACCACCCCCGGGAGCCCCAGCCUGGGCCGGCACCUGGGGUCCCACCAGGCCUUGGGCCUCCACGGCAACGUGGCCACCACUCCCGGGAGCCCUGGCCUGGGCCGGCACCCCACGGCAGCCCCCCAGGGCCUCCUGGCCUCUGGCCUCCACGGCAACGUGGCCACCGCUCCUGGGAGCCCCAGCCCGGGCCGCCACCUGGGCGGGUCCGGGUCGGCGGUUCCUGGCAGCCCCAGCCUGGACCGGCACGUGGCCUACGGGGGCCACUCCACCCCCGAGGACCGGAGACCCACGUUGUCCCGCCAGAGCAGUGCCUCUGGCUACCAGGCGCCCUCCACGCCGUCCUUCCCGGUGUCCCCCGCCUACUACCCAGGCCUGAGCAGCCCGGCCACCUCACCCUCGCCCGACUCGGCCGCCUUCCGGCAGGGGAGUCCCACACCCGCCCUGCCCGAGAAGCGGAGGAUGUCCAUGGGCGACCGCGCGGGCAGCCUCCCCAACUAUGCCACGGUCAACGGGAAGGUGUCCGCCUCACCGGGCACCAGCGGCAUGUCCAGUCCCGGCGGGGUGAACUCCGUGUCCUUCUCCCACACGCUGCCCGACUUCUCCAAGUACUCCAUGCCCGACAAUAGCCCCGAGACUCGGGCCAAGGUGAAGUUUGUCCAGGACACUUCCAAGUAUUGGUACAAGCCCGAGAUCUCCCGGGAGCAGGCCAUAGCGCUCCUUAAGGACCAGGAGCCAGGGGCCUUCAUUAUCCGGGACAGUCACUCCUUCCGCGGUGCCUAUGGGCUGGCCAUGAAGGUGUCCUCCCCGCCUCCCACCAUCAUGCAGCAGAAUAAAAAAGGGGACAUGGCCCAUGAACUGGUGAGGCAUUUCCUGAUUGAGACGGGCCCCAGAGGAGUCAAGCUCAAGGGCUGUCCCAACGAGCCCAACUUUGGCUCCCUGUCCGCCCUGGUCUACCAGCACUCCAUCAUCCCGUUGGCCCUGCCCUGCAAGCUGGUCAUUCCAAACCGCGACCCCACAGAUGACUCAAAAGAUAGCGCGGGUCCUGCCAACACAACCAGCGACCUGCUGAAGCAAGGGGCAGCCUGCAACGUGCUCUUCGUCAACUCUGUGGACAUGGAGUCGCUUACCGGGCCACAGGCCAUCUCCAAGGCCGCGUCCGAGACACUGGCCGCUGACCCCACGCCGGCCGCCACCAUCGUGCACUUCAAGGUCUCAGCCCAGGGAAUCACCCUGACCGACAACCAGAGGAAGCUUUUCUUCAGAAGACAUUAUCCCCUCAACACUGUCACCUUCUGCGACCUGGACCCACAGGAGAGAAAGUGGAUGAAGACCGAGGGGGCGGCCCCGGCUAAGCUCUUUGGUUUCGUGGCCCGGAAGCAGGGCAGCACCACGGACAACGCCUGCCACCUCUUUGCGGAGCUGGACCCCAACCAGCCGGCCUCCGCUAUUGUCAACUUCGUCUCCAAGGUCAUGCUGAGCUCUGGCCAGAAGCGAUGAACCCCACCCCCACCCCCCCACCGCCAACCAACCACGUGCCCAGAGAGCCCGGGCAGGGCAGUGGGGCCGGGGCCUGUGGGGGAGAGGGACCCAUGAAUCCUGACCGCUCUUGAACCCAGAAGGAGGGAGGACUCGGGGCCGAUUUUGGAGAAGGAGAGAAGAAAGUGCCACGUGGGGGAGAGGAAGUGAAUGGCAGAAGGGGAGGGGAGAGCCAGAGAAAGACAGGAAGGAAAGGAAGGAGAAUCAUUCAGAUCCCCUGGGUUGAUGGGUCCUGAGAACCCCACCCCGCCAUCCCUCCCGAAGCCUCCGAAACUAACCAGGUCCACGGAAUGGGCUCCCCCCUCAGACCCCCCCACCCCACCUCCACCUCCAUGCUCUGAGCUUGUCGCAUCUCCCAGGAGACCGAGCCGGCCUCCUUGGGGGUCCCUGUUUGGGGAGUACGGGGUGGGGGAGGAAGGGAAGGCUCCAUCUCUCUGAUGCGGCUUCUCGGGCCACCUCCACGGGGAUGUUCAGUGGCGGGACCUCCUGCUUCGCCCUCUGAUGGCUCCGGGUUGCCCUGGGGGUGUGGUGUGGGGUGCGUCUAGAGGGCGUUUCUGUGCCUGAACCUCCACACACCCCUCCCCCACACCCCACGCAGAUUUUUCUCUUUUGCCUCUCGGCCAGAAUGGUCCACUGGCUUCCUGCCCAUGUGCCUUGAGCAUGCACACAUACACACACACGUGCACACACACGCACGUGCACACACACACACAUACGCAUGUGUACAUCCAGCAGCCGGGGCUGACAGGAGCGCCCGGAAUGACGGGUGACUCGUUCUCCGCAAGUGACUGUUGGGUAUUGUUAGCCCCUGUCCUUGACAGAGCUACAGGCAGGGGUGCAAGCUGGCUCUGCCUGAGGGAGCAGCCUCACACCUGCCGCCGCCGCUGGGAAGCUAGAGCUUUGGUUGGAAGACUUGGAGCCCGGCUGCAGACCAGGAUAGGGGGCGUGGUGGGGGACGAGGGCGCUCGGACUCUCUUCCCCAGGUGUGAGACUCAGGAGUGAAGUAGGGUAUGUGUGGGUGGGGGGGGGGGGCGGGGAAUGUUCCUGCCAGCUCCCCCAGCCCCGUGGAGCCCAGACCAGCCUUGGCUCUGUGCCAUGCUUCCUUCAUAGUGGCAGGCGAGUGCCCCCCGCCUCCUUGGCUCCAUCGCCUUCAGCGCUGCAGGUUCCCAGCUGAUGCAGCACAAAUUCUCUGCGCAGCAGCCAGCCAGCCCUGGGCGGGGGGGCACCCAUCCUUCCCGAGACCCCCGCUGCAGAUAUGUUAGGGUUCAGUGUGCUAGGCUGCUGCAGCCUGGUGGUGUGUGUGUGUGUGUGUGUCGCAGAGCCUGGGGGCUGUCACCCAGGCACCACAGGGUGUCACUCUGCCAGGCCAGAGAAAGCCGGGCCACCUCGUGGCAGAGGACAGAAGCGCACGGUGAGGCCAGAGGGUGAGACCAGAAAGUCCUGAGGGGCAGCCCCAGUCCUCUCCCCCCCCGCCCCCAGGUGUGAGGGGAGACUCACGGGACUCCGUCCGUGAGGGCCUCGGAAGCCUAGAGGGACCCGCUAGAGAGGCGUUGUACUGAUAUAUAAAUAUAUAUAUAAUAUAUAUGUGAGACAUACUGACGGAAUUUGUAUGCUAAUAAAAUGUAAGAAAAGGAGAAAAAAGAAGACUAGGUAAAUUGACAAGACGUAUUUAUUAUUUCCCAUGCUGCUUUGUUUCCUGCCUCCCACCCCUCACCCCCCACCCCCCCACCUCCACUCCCCACUUCUGGGGAAAUAGCCCCAUCCCGACUGCUUACAGAUGUGAGGGGGCCUGAAAUGGGGGUCCCUGUUGUUUGUUUUUGGAGCAGCCUGGGGUCCCUUUGCGCUGACCUGGAGGUUCCCCUGAGACUCCGGGGGACUCUCUGGGGAGAGGGAAGGGCUCUGUGGGUUCCAUCCCUUUGUCCACCCCCUUCCCAACUUUCUGGCAACUCGAGCAGAACGGGGGAGCUGCCCUGUGGCAGACCCCAGCCAGCACGGCCCCGUGCAGACCCCAGACUGUGUGGUCCUGCAUGGCCCCUGCUCCAAGCCUCUGUAUCCGAGUGGAUGCUAUUUGGGGGAGCUGGAAAGAGUGAGCGUG
Messenger RNA from Sorex fumeus (smoky shrew), 7686 nucleotides. It is a transcript of the gene TNS1, whose product is annotated as tensin 1. Lineage: Eukaryota; Metazoa; Chordata; Mammalia; Eulipotyphla; Soricidae. The record is from RefSeq and is a predicted model, not a curated record. Gene Ontology annotation, biological process: fibroblast migration. Bases 396 to 5552 code for a protein of 1718 amino acids. The transcript has 32 exons. Gene Ontology annotation, molecular function: protein binding.